Molecule: messenger RNA, 591 nt
Organism: Achroia grisella
Lineage: Eukaryota; Metazoa; Arthropoda; Insecta; Lepidoptera; Pyralidae
Product: U-scoloptoxin(19)-Sm1a-like
Exons: 3
Coding region: 1-363 (120 amino acids)
Source: RefSeq, a predicted model, not a curated record
AUGUGGUCGGUACUGUUCUGUUCGGUGGUCGUAUUCACUGCUGUAGCUGGAAAUGAUGACGGCGCUGGAAGCGAGAAUGCACCAGAAGCCAUCUAUAACGAGCUACCAUGCCUCGCAUAUGGCGGAGAGUGCGUCUUAAAAUCGGAGUGUCCAGAUGGUAAAUUAUCAAAAUUAAACGGGCUUUGUCCAAUCCAGCAGAAGCAAGAUGUCGAGUGUUGUUAUAAAUCUCCAAACUCCACUACAAGGUGCAAGCGUCGAGGGGGUGAAUGUAUAGCAUCAGACUCUCACUGCCCUAAGUUCCUGUUAUUUGCAGAAGCCACAGAUUGUUCAGACAAUGAGAAGUGUUGUAUAUUUAUUAAUUGAUUGGUUUGUUAAUUGUAUAUAAUCAAAUGUAUGGAAUCUUGUUAUUUGUUACUAAUAUUAUAAACGCGAAAGGUUGUCAGUAUGGAUGGAUGUUUGUUACACUUUCACGCCAAUAGCGAGCAACGAUUUUGAUGAUAUUAUACAGUAGAAAUUGUGUGUUUUUUAGAUAUAUAAUAACUUAUAUAUCAGAAUAACAGAGGCUAUGUAUAAAUUUUAGGAGGGUGUAAA